This is a messenger RNA of Felis catus (domestic cat), 2821 nucleotides long. It is a transcript of the gene SRSF1, whose product is annotated as serine and arginine rich splicing factor 1. The record is from RefSeq and is a predicted model, not a curated record. Gene Ontology annotation, molecular function: mRNA binding. NCBI's taxonomy places the organism in Eukaryota, Metazoa, Chordata, Mammalia, Carnivora, Felidae. Bases 146 to 892 code for a protein of 248 amino acids. Gene Ontology annotation, cellular component: ribonucleoprotein complex; nucleus; cytoplasm. The transcript is spliced from 4 exons.
CCUCCCCCCAUAUCCGUGCGCCGAGCUGAUAAAGGCGCCAUUUUGGAGGGGCCGCGGGAGACGUGGUGUCGCUGCGGGCUCGCUCUGCCGUGCGCUAGGCUUGGUGGGAAGGCCUGUUCUCGAGUCCGCGCUUUUCGUCGCCGCCAUGUCGGGAGGUGGUGUGAUUCGUGGCCCGGCAGGGAACAACGAUUGCCGCAUCUACGUGGGUAACUUACCUCCAGACAUCCGAACCAAGGACAUUGAGGACGUGUUCUACAAAUACGGUGCUAUCCGUGACAUCGAUCUCAAGAAUCGCCGCGGAGGACCGCCCUUCGCCUUCGUUGAGUUCGAGGACCCUCGAGACGCGGAAGACGCGGUAUAUGGUCGCGACGGCUAUGAUUACGAUGGAUACCGUCUGCGGGUGGAGUUUCCUCGAAGCGGCCGUGGCACCGGCCGAGGCGGCGGCGGGGGUGGAGGUGGCGGGGCUCCCCGAGGCCGCUAUGGCCCCCCAUCCAGGCGUUCUGAAAACAGAGUGGUUGUCUCUGGACUGCCUCCAAGUGGAAGCUGGCAGGAUCUGAAGGAUCACAUGCGUGAAGCAGGUGAUGUAUGUUAUGCUGAUGUUUACCGAGAUGGCACUGGUGUCGUGGAGUUUGUACGGAAAGAAGAUAUGACCUAUGCAGUUCGAAAACUGGAUAACACUAAGUUUAGAUCCCAUGAGGGAGAAACUGCCUACAUCCGGGUUAAAGUUGAUGGGCCCAGAAGUCCAAGUUAUGGAAGAUCACGAUCUCGAAGCCGUAGUCGUAGCAGAAGCCGUAGCAGAAGCAACAGCAGGAGUCGCAGUUAUUCCCCAAGGAGAAGCAGAGGAUCACCACGCUAUUCUCCCCGUCAUAGCAGAUCUCGCUCUCGUACAUAAGAUGAUUGGUGACACUUUUUGUAGAACCCAUGUUGUAUACAGUUUUCCUUUACUCAGUACAAUCUUUUCAUUUUUUAAUUCAAACUGUUUUGUUCAGAAUGGGCUAAAGUGUUGAAUUGCAUUCUUGUGUAAUAUCCCCUUGCUCCUAACAUCUACAUUCCCCUCAUGUCUGAUAAAAUGUAUUUUAAGUGAUGUCAUAGACAGGAUUGUUUAAAUUUAGUUAACUCUCCAUGCUCUUCAGACUGUGAUAUUGUGUAAAUGUCUAUUCUGCUCUGGUUUGUGUGAACUGGGGAUGUUGGGGGGUGUUUGUGGUUAUCUUACCUGGGGAAGUUCUUAUGUUUAUCUUGCUUUUCAUGUGUCUUUCUGUAGACAUAUCUGAAGAGAUGGAUUAAGAAUGCUUUGGAUUAAGGAUUGUGGAGCACAUUUCAAUCAUUUUAGGAUUGUCAAAAGGAGGAUUGAGGAGGAUCAGAUCAAUAAUGGAGGCAAUGGUAUGACUCCAAGUGCUAUUGUCACAGAUGAAAUUGGCAGUAUUGACCUUAUACUAAAAGGCAAGGGUUUAAAGUGAUUAUAUACAUCUACCUUAAAACACUUGCAAACAUCUUAUGCAGUUAUCUUUAGCUACAAUUGCUUUGCUCUUUAAACCUUGGCAAUUGUGGCAAAUGUUACAUUGCCCAUUUUGUAACAAUUUAUUUUGCUCCCUUCCCCCCUUUUUUGUUUUAAUAGGGACUAAUGUGGGAAGAACUGGCUAAUUUGUCACAGUGCUUAGUUACAACUGUUAAUGUGUGACCUGCUGUUGGUGUACAUGUGGGUACAGGGUGUCUUUAAUUCCAACCAGAUAGAGUAUAAUAUCAAUACUGCUAAAUCUGCAUGUCCUCUGUGUGACUGAUAUAGCGUUGCUAUUUCAUUUUUUUAAGACAAAAUGAAAGCAAAAUAGAGAAUUCCAAUGUAUUGGUGUAGAUAAUCUAGUUGGGAAUACUUUUUAAGUCUCACCUUCCCCUUUUAACUAAUAUUCAUAAUUGACUCGUUUAAAACACUUUAAUUUACAAAUUAAAUUGCAGAUGGGAGCAUUAGGUUUAGUUUAGACUUAGGGUGGGUAGCAAUACCAGUAAACUUUUCAACUACAUAACUUUUUGCAACCACAAAACCUGUAAUACGCUGUACAGUAACAAGUGUUGGCAUUAUCAGUUGAACUGUAAAUAUAAAAUGCUUCUUCCAAUUAGUCUCUAUGAUGAUUAAGUUUCUAAAAUUUAUCUGAACACCAUUCAGAAACUUGUUUUGGGGAAUUUGAUAGUUAUUGAUGUACAUCUGUUAAACUGAUGACAGACAUAACUCAUCAUUCCCCAGAAACCUUUUUUGAUUACAGUAUCUAACAUUUUGCCUCCUCUUUUUUGGUUUUGCUGGUUAUAAAGGUUUGGAUUGGAGAGGGCUCACUGGAUCCCAAUCCUUGGAGCUGGAUCAUUGGAUUCAAAUCAUAAUGUGGAUAGGAUAGGGAGGAUGAAUUACAAGGAUUCAUGGAGCGGGAUCAGAUUACCAGGAACAUAGGAGUGGAUUCCUGCCCCAACCAAACCGCAUUCGUGUGGAUUUUUUUUUUUUUUUAUUCAACUUAAUUGGCUAUUCCAAAGAUUUUUUUUUUCCUAUUUUUGACGAUUGGAGCCCUUAAGAUGCACGAUGGAAUUGUGUUUUGCAUUUUUUGGUAAAAGGAGCAAAGCGAGGACCUGGAGAUAAUACGCUGGAGCAAUCUCCUUGGAAGGAUUCAGCACGAGUAGAUGGUAAACAUUUAAAGGGGAAAGGGGGGGUUUGUUUAAAAUAGUAAAUCAGUAAGUCACUUCUAAAUUUAAAGAACAAAAUUGGAGUUGAAGAAUAAGUAGGUUUCCAAUUGGCUAUUGCCGUUUUUCUUUGAAAAAAAAAUAAACAUUUUUUAAAAAACUA